This is a messenger RNA of Corylus avellana, 1600 nucleotides long. RefSeq lists its product as uncharacterized. The record is from RefSeq and is a predicted model, not a curated record. Gene Ontology annotation, cellular component: chloroplast envelope. Lineage: Eukaryota; Viridiplantae; Streptophyta; Magnoliopsida; Fagales; Betulaceae.
UUGGCCUUUUGGGUGAGAUCGCUUUCAAGCGUUAAACUGAGCUGAGUAAAACCAACGUACCCGGAUAGAGCCCCGCGCGCGAAGCCGCAAGCCAUCGAAUCCAUCGCCAGAGCCCCUUUCUCUGUGCAGCUCCUCCAAACCCUGGCCAUGUCCUCCCGCCCUCCAAAUCCACAACAGCACUGACCCUCUGAAACUCCCGCUCAUAGCCACAGUCCCAGCAAAAAUGCCACUCGCACUCCAAAACCUCGUCACGAACUCAUCCUCUCGUUUCACCCUUUACUUCCCUCCCAAAACCCCUACUUGCUCUCGCCAUCUCACAACCCCCCUGCAUUCCCAGAAGUCAACCCACAAACCCCUACGCCUAUACACUCUCACUUCCUCCAAGACCCACCACCGAACUCGUCUCCGAGCUUACGAAUCCGACACUACCUUACACAGAAACGACAUCGUCGGUGGAGGUUUCGAUUUCGAUUCGUUUCUUUCGAUUGCCGAGUUGCUCUGUCUCGUUUCGUCGGCGGUGGCCGUUUCGGUCGGUGUCGCGGCGAGUCUGGGCUGGAAGAAGGCGGUUCUGGUGGAAAUGGGGAACAGGGUUUCGGUGUGGGGGGUCGUACUGUUGGCCGGUGGGGUUGUAAUUGGCGCGUGGAUUCGGAGGCGGCAGUGGAGGCGCGUGUGCCGGGAGACGGUGAAGGGUGGGGUGGAGGUGAACCUGCUGGAGAGGGUUGAGAAAUUGGAGGAGGACCUACGGAGCUCCGCGACGAUCAUUCGGGUCAUGUCAAGGCAGCUUGAGAAGUUGGGGAUAAGGUUUCGGGUCACGCGCAAGGCUCUCAAGGAUCCCAUUGCUGAGACUGCAGCUUUGGCUCGAAAGAAUUCGGAGGCCACUCGAGCAUUAGCAGUGCAAGAAGACAUUCUGGAAAAGGAGCUUGGUGAAAUUCAAAAGAUGCUGCUGGCAAUGCAGGAGCAGCAGCAAAAACAGCUUGAGCUGAUUCUUGCCAUUAGCAAGAGUGGGAAGCUAUGGGAAAGCAAACGGGAGCAAAAUCGAGAACAAGAUACAACUGAGACAAGCAAUUCAGUUGAAGAGGGGUUAAAACAGAAGCAAACCCACCAAAUUUAAGCUUCAUUACAAACAAGGAAGACAGCUUAUCAUUAUAAAGCAACAAAUUCUGAAAGAAUUUUUUAAUGUUGUUCUUGCAACACGGGAUCAAAUUACUGCGCCUAUUUUCGUCUGAAGCAGUUUGACUUGCUGGGUACCCGCAUAGCUAUGUCAUGGGGGGCAUUGCAUUUUCAGCCAGGGAAAUUUUCCUGGUCUUUUUACUCACCAUUUUGGAGCUUGAGGGAGAGACCACAGAGAAAGAAUAAAAUGGAGGUGUACUUCUUGUUAACAUAUAGCAUUGUUUUGUACCAAUGAGAUACAGGUCCUGCUCGCUCUUGAAUCUGUUGUUGGGUGAUUGAUUGUAUUCAUUUUCAUUUGUAUGUAGCGGCCAAUGUUUGAUUUCCUUGCCAUCAUACUGUGAACUCAAUCACUCCAUUUCUUGUAAGCUGCCUUUGCUAUCAGUUAUUUAGUUGGUCGGAAUGCAAGAAAAAAAUUCUCACAAUUUUUUUU